GCUGCGGAGGAAGGGGCGGGGCCGGAAGCACCUUCCCGCGGCUGCGCCACGUCCGAGGAGGCUGUCCCGAGCUGGUGGCGGACCCCGGGGUCGGAGCUGAGCGCGAUGGCGGACUGGGCUCGGGCUCAGAGCCCUGGUGCUGUGGAGGAGAUUCUAGACCGGGAGAACAAGCGGAUGGCCGACAACCUGGCCUCCAAGGUCACCAGGCUUAAAUCGCUGGCCCUGGACAUUGAUAGGGAUGCAGAGGACCAGAACCGGUACCUGGACGGCAUGGACUCGGAUUUCACGAGCAUGACGGGUCUACUUACGGGGAGCGUGAAGCGCUUUUCCACAAUGGCGCGGUCUGGGCGAGACAACCGGAAGCUUCUGUGCGGUAUGGCUGUGGGCCUGAUCGUGGCCUUCUUCAUCCUCUCCUACCUCCUGUCGAGGGCAAGGACGUGAGCCAGUGGGAACUGGCUUCUGUGGGUGCCUGGAGCACACAGAAUCUUCCUCUGCCUGGCAUCCUGGGCUCUGGAGGACCUGCCUACAAAAUACUCUUUUGAAAUGAUGAUCAUGGCUUAGGACUCUUUUUCCUGUGUGGCUGGAAGCCUCUGACCCAGUGAGCUCAUGUUAGCUUGUCCUGUGUGUGCAAGGGGCCCAUCCCCUUUGGAAAACCAAAGCCCAGCUCUCUCUACCACCUUGAAUGCUAGAAGCCCCAGUAGGGCCUGGUCUAAGCAGAGCACCUGGGAAUGGACACGGCCACCUGUGACAGCAGGCUUUCCCCUGGCUCUCAGGGUUCUGACAUCUCAAGGCUCCUCUGCCCUGUCCUUGUCUGGAUAAGGCCACAUCUGGUACUUGAGAUGCCUGGAGUUGACACAGGAAGGGGGUGUGGCAGUGAACCUCGAACCAUUGCCGUUACCUUCGACCAAGAGUCCUCGGUCUCAGAGAUGGCAUUUGUUCCUGUCCAGGGCUGCUGGGCACCAGUGGACCAGUGAGAGCCAAGGGUCCUGCCAAGGGGCCUCUGCCUGCCCUCCAGUUCCACGACUGAAGCCAGACCCUCAGGGAAGGCAGGGGGUUGUGGAUGGAGGAGUGAACUGCAGCCUUGGCUGAAGGCACAGAGCCCAGAUCCUUGUGGAUCUGCCAGGCAUAUAUCCAGGAGCAGAAGCUGACAAUUUCUCAGGAUUCAGGAUCUACCUGGCACCAGAGACCAGAUCUCUACAAACAGGCCCAUCGGGCAUUUCAGAGUCAGGCAGGGUGUGAGGAGGGCCUUGUGUGGUUAUAGACAGGAAGCUUCAGGUAAGGGCUCUCUUCACAGAACCUAUAGAUUGCUUCUUGAGGGUCAUGGGUAGUUUCCACCAAGCCUGGCCCUUCCACCUGCAACAUCCUCUUGCUUCUCCCUGCACUCUCAGUCCCCACUUGGCCAGUCCCCUGCUCACACGAACUGAACCACAGGCCCAGACAAACCAGUGUCUUUUUCUUGCCCCACUGUGAGAUCCCAGCAUUCUUAUCGUCACAUAAAAACACCUGUAAGAAGCACAUCAUUAGCCCUGUGUCCUUUCUUCUCUGUAUCCCCAUCUUCUGCCAUCUUGGUUACUCCCCCUUACUCCCCAAGGCCCAUUGGCUCCCUGUCCACCUACUCGCACACUCAUACCACUUGUGGUCACACAUGUCAGCCACAGCCUGGCACCUGUGGGCCCCUGCCACCCGCCUCGCUCUGCCUCUGGCCACCUGAGCUGCUGCCGCUGCCGCUGCUGCUGCUGCUCCUCCUCUCCCUUGCUGUCCACCCAGCAGGCCUGGCUCUCAUGCACUCACCGCAGCGCCCUUCUCUCUUCUACCCCACCUGGAUGGGCCCCUCAGCCUCCUGAGGAGGAGGAUCCCACCUCUGAUUUCUGUUCUGACUGCCCCCACCCCCCCAGCAUGUGCUGCUUUCUCACCCGGUGAGGUUGGUUUCCUUCCCUCCAUGUCUCUGGGCUUGGCUGUUUCCCUGCCCUCCUUGAAACCCUUCACAGGCCCUGUGGCCUUGCCCUAGUCCGCACUGGCCCUGCGCACCACAGCUUUGGCUUAGUGCUCACUCAUCUCAGGUUGAACCUCGUCGAGGGGACUGGCCCACUGCUCACCAAGCUCAUGGCUGUUGCCCGUGUAGCAUCUCCAUCUGGUUGUUGCAGGCACUGCAGACACACCCAAACCUGAGCUCUGUGCCCCCCCCCCCCCGCCUCUGGGCCUGCUAACCUUGCUUCUUGAGAACGUGGCUCAGCCAUGGCAGCCACGCCCCUGAGCACCAGAGGAUGCUCUUACAUGCUGGGCCCACUCGACUUGCCAACACAGACCAGGAGGAGUUUGCAUGUCUAACUCGGUGUCCUCCAGGAGUGCUUUGCCAUCUCAGACCUCUGGCUGCUACAUUUUCUCUGCAGCCCUUCUAUCUAUUUUGGGGUCUGAGUUGUAGUUUCUCCAGUUUACUUUUUUGUUUCUCAUUCUUACUGUUAGGAUGAGUUCCUGAAGGGGCCGUGUGCCACUGUGUCAGUAGAGUUUCCUGCGAGGCUUUCUCCCUCCUCCCACUCAGCCUUAUUCCUGUGGAUAAGUCAGGUUUGUGGGUGUUGAUCCCUAAGACUGUAAAGCAGAGCAGGACUUGGGGCCGCUCUGUGCCAAGUGAACACAAGCUGCCAGGCUCUAUCCGUAAGUCAAGGACAAGGCAUUUAGCAAUAAAAAUAAUUUGGAAUAAACAGCCUCGUGAUGAAGUAAA
Molecule: messenger RNA, 2719 nt
Organism: Camelus dromedarius (Arabian camel)
Lineage: Eukaryota; Metazoa; Chordata; Mammalia; Artiodactyla; Camelidae
Gene: BET1L
Product: Bet1 golgi vesicular membrane trafficking protein like
Exons: 4
Coding region: 106-441 (111 amino acids)
Biological process (GO): regulation of retrograde vesicle-mediated transport, Golgi to ER; retrograde transport, endosome to Golgi
Cellular component (GO): SNARE complex
Molecular function (GO): SNAP receptor activity
Source: RefSeq, a predicted model, not a curated record